Kwoniella shivajii is the source of this 1479-nucleotide messenger RNA. RefSeq lists its product as uncharacterized. The transcript is spliced from 9 exons. Gene Ontology annotation, molecular function: oxidoreductase activity. The coding region runs from base 1 to 1479 and encodes 492 amino acids. Gene Ontology annotation, cellular component: cytoplasm. NCBI's taxonomy places the organism in Eukaryota, Fungi, Basidiomycota, Tremellomycetes, Tremellales, Cryptococcaceae. The record is from RefSeq and is a predicted model, not a curated record.
AUGCGAGCAACAGAACUAGAAACUGGUCUACCACCUAUUGGUAUGGAAGGUGGAAGUGCGAAUAUAUCAGAUAAAUUAACCAAUCUACAUAUUGAUAUCAACAAAAUUGAUGAACCUGAAAGUAGACCUUUACAAGGUGGUAUGAGUGUAUCACAUUGGUUAGGUACUGUUAGAAGUAAUCCAUUAUUAGAUCACAGGACUACGAAAGAAUUACCUAGUUCUUCUGAAGUCGUCAUCAUCGGUUCUGGACUAUCUGGAGCAUUAGCAGCUUUGAACUUGCUCGAAUCAGAGAAUCCACCUAAAUCAAUCUUGAUGUUGGAAGCAAGGGAAUUGUGUUCAGGUGCAACGGGUAGAAAUGCAGGUCAUUGUAAACCUGAUAUCUGGAGAGGUUAUAUUGAGUACUCGAAAAGGUUCGGCAGUGAACAAGCUCUGAAGAUCUUGGCGAAUGAGAAGGAAACGAGGGAUGCUUUGGUCAGGUUCGUUACUGACAACAAUGUCGAUUGUGAAGUCUGGAAUGGUAAAACAUUCGACGUCAUGAUGGAUCCUGAAGUGGUAGCUAAAGCUGCUAGAAGCAUGGAGGCUUUUAAAGCUGCUGGAGGUGAUGCCAGCUCAAUAGAUGUCAUCACGGAUCCUAAGGAAGCUGAAAGAGUCUCGAGGGUCAAAGGUGCUAAAGCUGUAUACGCCUGGGACGCAUCCACCCUUCAUCCUUGGAAGCUGGUCGCUUAUAUAAUUGAAAGAUGUUUGAAAUUGGGAUUAAAUCUUCAAACCUUGACACCUGUAUCAUCCGUUACCGAAUCAUCUAAGAAGGAUUGUUGGUCAAUCCAAACUGAAAGAGGAUCGGUCGAAACGUCAAAUGUGAUACAUACAACAAACGCAUACGCUGGAUCUUUAUUACCUGAGUUAAAUCAAAGUAUAAUACCAAUACCACAUAUGUGUAAUUUAGUUUAUCCACCUUCGACACAUUCAGGUUCUAAAGCAUUGACGAAUUCCUAUGCUGUCAUAUACAAAAAUGGACUAUAUUCUGUAAACCCCAGAAAUACAUCAGAUGGAUGUAUUCUAUUUGGUGGGGUUCAACCUAAUCAACAUCAAUUGGAAAAAUACGUUUCGGAAGAUCCAAAAAGAAAAACAGAUGAUAGUUUACAGGACUUCAAACCUAUCACUGAAUCAGUUAAGUUUUUAGGUAAACAUGGAUUCGCAUGGGAUGAAUCAAAGCCCGAAGUAGGAUUUGGAGUCAGAUACGAUCGCUCAUGGAGUGGUAUCAUUGGUCUGAGUGCAGAUGAAGUACCCUUUGUAGGUCCUGUGCCAGGUAAAAAAGGUCAAUGGAUGAGUUGCGGUCAUAAUGGUCAUGGAAUGGCUCGUAUAUUCACUUGCUCAAAGGGUUUAGCACAAUUGGUACAAGGUUCUACAUGGUCACAGACUGGUUUACCAGAAUGUUUCCAAGUGACUUCUGAAAGAAUAGGUACAAGGUCGAAAUUGUAA